Molecule: messenger RNA, 1947 nt
Organism: Nelumbo nucifera (sacred lotus)
Lineage: Eukaryota; Viridiplantae; Streptophyta; Magnoliopsida; Proteales; Nelumbonaceae
Product: ACT domain-containing protein ACR4-like
Source: RefSeq, a predicted model, not a curated record
UGCAAGGAAGGAAAAUAACCGAGGAGACCUGAGGCUGAAGGGAGGAGGGGAGGAGCCAGGAGGGAGGUAUAGACGUGUUGUGGGGCCCACGUGGCAGCAUCAAGGCCGGAAAAAGCCCAUGCGCUCCCUCUAUUUCUUUAAUGUCCCUCCAAAACUCUUCUUCGUCCGACUCAGGAGUCUGCUUUAGCCGCGGUCACAGCACACCACCACCACCCACUGAAAGCCUGAAAAAAUAAAACACAAGAAGAGCGACACCAAAUCCGUCUAUCAAUCCAUAGUUCCGUUUGCUGUUCGACUUCUUCUGCUUCAAUGGAUUCUUGGACUUCUUCUGUCGACGUUGACGAUGAAUUCGAAAAGCUCCUCAUUCGAAUGAAUCCUCCCAGGGUUACUGUUGACAACACUACAAGCAGGAAAGCAACGUUGAUUAAGGUUGAUAGCGCUAACAAGCACGGAAGCCUUUUAGAGGUCGUUCAGGUUCUGACCGAUAUGAAUCUUACAAUUAUCAGAGCUUACAUUUCUUCGGAUGGUGAAUGGUUUAUGGAUGUAUUCCAUGUUGUUGAUCAAGAUGGGAAUAAGCUAUUUGAUGAGAAAGUCAUCGACCGCAUUCAACAGUCACUUGGAUCAAGAGCACAAAGCCUUCGGUCCCUGAGAAGAUCAGUUGGUGUACAGGCUGCUGCAGAGCAUACAACAAUUGAAUUGACUGGAAGAGACCGUCCAGGAUUACUUUCAGAGAUCUUUGCCGUUCUUACAGACCUCAAAUGCAAUGUAGUAGCUGCUGAAGUUUGGACCCAUAAUUCAAGGAUGGCAUCAGUUGUGUACAUCACAGAUGAAGCUACUGGAUCACCAAUUGAUGAUCCUGACAGGCUUGCAAGGAUCAAACAACUCCUCCUUUAUGUGCUUAAAGGGGAUAGAGAUAUGCGCACUGCCAACACUGCUGUUUCUGUGGGCACCACUCAUACUGAAAGGAGGCUGCAUCAAAUGAUGUAUGCUGAUCGUGAUUAUGAUAGAGAAGAUAUGGGCAACAGUCCCGCAAUUGAUCGAAGCAAACCAUGUGUGACAGUUGAGAACUGUGCAGAUAAGGGGUACACUGUAGUGAAUUUGAGGUGCCGUGACCGGCCCAAGCUUCUCUUUGAUAUUGUGUGCACAUUAACAGACAUGCAGUAUGUUGUUUUCCAUGGAACCGUUGGUACAGAAGGACUAGAGGCUUAUCAGGAAUAUUACAUCAGACACAAGGAUGGAUACCCCAUUAGGUCUGAAGCAGAAAGGCAACGAUUAGUGCAUUGCUUGGAGGCUGCUGUUCAGAGGCGAAGUACAGAAGGAAUAAGACUUGAGCUCUGUAUUGAAGACCGGAUUGGGCUCCUAUCUGAUGUAACCCGCAUCUUCAGAGAGAAUGGGCUUUCAGUCACUCGGGCUGAAGUAACAACCAGGGGGUCCCAGGCUGUGAACUCGUUCUAUGUGACAGAUUCAUCAGGGAAUCCAGUGAAGAGUGAAACAAUUGAGUCUGUGCGAAGUGAGAUUGGCCAGACAGUUCUCAGGGUGAAGGAUAACAUCUACACAAAUUCUCCACCACAAGAAAGCGGAAGGUUCUCUCUUGGUAAUCUCUUUCGAUCUAGAUCAGAGAAGUUUCUUUAUAAUUUGGGGUUAAUAAGAUCAUGCUCCUAAACAGAGCAUUAUCAGGUCAACCUGGUACAACCAUCCAAUGUACAUACGAAUUAAAGGUAGUUUGUGCAAGCAGGUUUGUUCUAACCAUUUGUGUUCGGAUGGACAUGUGAACUUCCCUUCAACAUAUUGUUGAUUUGGGCUUGCCUCCGGAUCUCUCUCCGGUCACUUUGUAAAAUUAAUUAUAUGAAAAACAUCUCUCUUGUAGCUUCCUUUGACCCACAAGGGUAUUGUAAAGUGUAAAUAUGCUUAUGCAACUAUCAAUAACAUCAGGAUGUUAAUGUUCUA